AUGUCGCUGCAGGCCUGGGAGUGGGAGGAUGAGGACCAGGCCAGCAUGGGCCCUGUGUCCUCCGUGGGCAGCUUCCGCCAGUCCGGGAGCGAGUGUGGAGCCGAUGAGCACCUGAAGGACAGGGCCUGGGCCCAGGAGUCGGACUCAGAGCACCGGGGCAGCAGCGAGUCCUCAGAAAGGCCUGCCAGUGCCUGCAGCUCCGAUGCGCCCCAUGUCGUCCCCUGCAAGUUCACCAUCUCUCUGGCCUUCCCGCUGACUUCAGGUCAUAAAGGGAGGCUUUCGAGUUUGGUUGAAAAAUACAGGCGGCAGCCUAAAACAGACAAGCCCGUUGCAAAGGUCCACCGUUACUACCACGUCGAGUACUCCCUCCUGCCCGACGACGGGGAGCGUAGGAAAGUCGACCUGCUGCUGUUUCCAGCCGUGGCCAAAGUGUUCCUGGACUCGGGAGUGAAGACCAUCAAGCCGUGGCAAGAAGGGGACAGGGUUUGGGUGUCGUGGACCCAAGCUUUCAACAUCAACGUGACCAAGGAGUUACUGAAGAAAAUAAAUUUUCACAAAAUCACCUUGAAGGUCUGGGACACCAAGGAAAAGGUUUCGAAGAGAGUCAAGUAUUAUCGGCUAAAGCCUUCCGGGUUUAUGGAAGAUAUGGGCUCUUUCGGUAAGUCAGAGGAAGUGAAAAGUGUGGUUCUAAGUCAGAGAAGAUUGUCGGAACAGGGCGUUCACGUCAAAGAGGAGCAGUGCCAGGACCACACGCCAGAGAAGCCUGAGAAACCGAGGCGGUCCUUGAAGCCAGCGCACGAUGCAGAAACUCUUCCCGGGAGCCCCGAGGACCACGAAAAGCUACUCAGGUCGGAAGAGCUUGCCACAGUCCAAUGGGGUGAUUCCAAACCGGUUACUCCUUUGGGAGGGGCAACCGCAACAGAGGCGAAGGAGCUGAUUGAGAAGCCAUCAUUUAGCAGCUUGACAACCCUGUUGGAGAAGCAGAAAUUUCAGAGUAAGCGGAAAGAGUCGGACGGCAGGAGGAAGGUGCAGAGGAGGAGGAAGACGUCUCGCGGGGAGAGGGCCGCGGAUGUGCGGCUGGCAGGCCCCGUGAAGCACGGCAGCUUCUCCAUCCAGCUGGAGGUCCUGCCGCUGCUGGCAGGAUGGCAGUCUGUCGUGAGCCACAGCAGCGGGAGGUCGGCCAGCAUCUUAGAUUGUUUCUUGACACUGAAAACUGAGGUUCCCCUCAUGACGGAAGAGCAGAAGCAGGAUCUGAACCCCAUGACCAUAAAGAUCAAGUGUGUUUCCUCCCUUCCGUCGCAGCCCGUGCCCUUCAGGGAGCUAGAGCGGCUCUGCAGCCCCGUGUACUGCAGGUACCAGUUCCACAGGGCCCCGGUGCAUCGCACGGAGGGCCGGCCGCACGGGAGCCACGUGUACUUCCAGGAUGUCAACGUCAUCUUCCUGGGGGCCAUGCACCCCAGCGACCUGAGGGAGUAUCUGGAGGGGCCCCCCAUGGUGGUGGAAGUGCACGACCGGGACCGCAAGUCCGAGAGCUAUUCCCGCAAGCCCACCCUGUUUGGGGAGGACCCCCUGGAUGCAUAUCUCAACCUCCAGGCCCUCAUCUCCCCAGGAGACACGGAGAGCAACCCCUUUGCGACCCAGGAGAAGAUGUGGGACCCGCACGGCGUGGCCCGGGUCAGCUUUGCCAACCUCCUCCUCGGCCACAAGUACCUGAACCUGGCCGCCCCCGUGCACAGCUGCGAGCCCUGGGCCACCUCCCUGGGCCACGGCCACAGGAGAGGGCACGCGGUGGGGCCCCGGGGCCCCAGGGAGGGCGUGCCACACAGCCUGAUGCUGCCGGGGGACUACGUGGAGGCCAGCUGCCUGCUGAAGCUGCGGGUAGAUGUGGCGGUGCCGCUGCGUGGAGGGCUGGGUGGCGCCGACUCCACGCUCUCCCGGUUCGGCCGCGUGGUCUUUGUGUUCGAGUCCAGGCGGGUCUCCCUGCUGCACAGCCUCCUGCAGGACGUCACCAUGAUCAACGCCAGGGCUCUGGCCCUGGACUCCUACCCACUGGAGGACAUCCAGCAGAUCCUGUCCGCCUUCAAGAUCCGGGUGAAGACCCAGGAGCAGCCCGACCUGGACGUGCUCACCGGUGUCCACCUGCUGGAUGGGAAAGUCCACCUCCUCAUUCUGGAGGGCCUGGCCGACCACGGCCUCCAGCAGCUGUGGGCCCGUCACCAGAGCCGGGUCCCGCGGGCGGAGCAGGGUCCCUUCAAGGCGCUCUACAACUCGGAGCUGCGCUUCCGCCAGCGCCUCUACGCGGACCUGGAGACGAUCCUGUACCGCGUGCGGCUGUUCCGGCCGCUGGCGCAGCUGGUGAAGCAAGCGGCCCUCUACGUGCGCAAAGCGGUCCCGCCGCAGGUGUUCCAGGCGCUGAGCAGGACCUACUGCAUCUGCCGUUACAGCUCCAGGCUCAGGGAGGUGAUCAUGGGAGACCUGCUGCCCUCCUCGGCCAUGAUCAAGGAGCUGAGCCAGGAGUUCGGGAUGCCCAUGUCCCAGGAAGACCUCACAGAGCGGAAGCUGCUGGCCGUGGCCCCUGCCCCGAGUCUCGAGGGCUUCCAGGGCCGGAAGCCCACCCUCGCGUUGCAGAUCCAUUCCCACCAGGAGAAGUACCUGCAGUGGCGGAGCGCCGAGAUCCUGAAGAGCAGAGGCCAGAAGGCGAGCCUGGUUCAGAGAAACAUCUCGGCGGCCUCCCGGGUCGGCAAGAAGCCUCCCAGCUCUGCAGCGAGGGUGAUGCGGGUCUCGGCCCCGAACAUGCGCACCGUGCAUAACUACAGUAUCCAGACCCUGAACUCCGUGGAGCUGGCCAAGAAGGAGCUGUAUCGGGAGAUGGCCAAGGAGCCGGGCAGGAGGUUCACGUAUUCGCAGAAGUACCUGUCCGCCACAGUGGGGCCUCUGGACCCGGAGGAGGAGGAGAGGAGGGCCCGCAGGGAGUCCCGCCAGGCCUGGCGCACGCCCAGCGGCUUCCAGACGGCGGGUCUCCACACCAUGGGCACGACCCAGCCCCUGGGGCUGCCGCCCAUCAGCGCUGCCACAGAGGAGUGGAGGGAGAAGGCCCUGUUCGCCAACCUGCUAGAGCCGGUGCUGCAGCGGGAGAGGUGGGGCUGGGACCUGCGCCACCAGGACUUCAACCUGUACACACGGCCGCCGGCGUUCCUGGAGCUUCCACCCGCGCCCAAGCCCGGGGCAGCAGUGAGAGGGCACGACUGCCUCCAGAGGCUCCCCGGAGCCCUCUCGGACCCAGCCACUCAUCCCUCCAAGAGGAAGGGCCACGAUGACCCCUCUGCAUCCUCGUUACCCCCUUGUACCUUUGGAAAUGACUUCCCCACGAAGCCCCAGGUCGGACCUUUGGGAGAGAGGCUGUCAGGGUUCUGGGCGCUCGCUCGGCCCCACCUGAGCAGGAAAGCCUGGACGCCUCAAGGCAAUGUGGAGGGUGAGCUUUCUGGACAAACCACCCAGGAGCCAGACCAGAGCCUGAAGCCUGCCAGGUGCAGCCUCACAGAUGUAUGCACCGUGCUGCGACAUGUGCCCACCAGCCUCCUCCGAGUGCCCCCCGAGCCGGCCGAGAUCGCGUCUAGCAGCGGUGCCCACAGGUCGGGGGCCCAGGAAAGGCCCGUCGGGUGA
Messenger RNA from Budorcas taxicolor (takin), 3663 nucleotides. RefSeq names its product cilia and flagella associated protein 92 (putative) (gene CFAP92). Lineage: Eukaryota; Metazoa; Chordata; Mammalia; Artiodactyla; Bovidae. The transcript is spliced from 18 exons. The coding region runs from base 1 to 3663 and encodes 1220 amino acids. The record is from RefSeq and is a predicted model, not a curated record.